AUGCAGAGAAAGGUGGUAGAUAUACUGUGGAGUGACCCCAUGGCUCAGGAGGGCUGCAAAGCCAACACCGUUCGUGGGGGAGGCUGUUAUUUUGGACCUAAUGUGACAGAACAGUUGCUGCAGAAAUAUAACCUGCAAUUCAUGAUCCGCUCACAUGAGUGCAAACCUGAAGGCUAUGAAUUCUGCCACAGUCGAAAGGUGUUAACCAUCUUUUCUGCCUCCAACUACUAUGAAGUUGGCAGUAACAAAGGUGCCUAUGUCACACUGGGGCCAGCCCUGACCUCGCACAUCGUGCAGUAUCAAGUCAAUAAGGCCACCCACAUGCUAAUCAUGUGGCAGAGGCAAGACUUUUCAAUUAGCAGGGUAGAGGAAUCAGCUCUGAGAGCUCUGCGGAAAAAGUUAUUUGCUCAUUCUUCAGAUCUUCUCAGUGAAUUUGAGAGACUCGAUGCAGAGAAAACUGGGCUGAUUAGCCUGAGCGACUGGGCAGCAGCUGUGGAGUCUGUGUUGCGUCUUGGCCUGCCAUGGCGGAUGCUGAGGCCGCAGCUGGUGAGCAACUCAGCAGACAGCUGACUGGAGUACAGGUCCUGACUGGAGGACUUGGCCAAGGGACAACUGAGCCAUGAGAAUAUACAGUCAAAUUUGCUGGAAACCUAUCAAAAUUGAUCCAACUUGGAGAAUAUUUUUAGGAUCAUAGGGCUCAUAUCCCUGGACGAGUUCGGGCAGACCCGGAAGCUCUUUCGCCCUCAUAUGAACAUUGACAUCACAGAUGACUGCAUCUGUGGCCUGGCUCGGAGCAUUGACUUCAGUAAAGAUGGCCACAUCGCCAUCACUGAGUUCCUGGAGGCUUUCCGCCUCAUGGAGAAAUUGGCUCAGAGAGCGGAAGGUUUGUCAGAUGAGAGCAGUGACAGCAGUCCUGGGUACAGGAAACACUACUACGUAUUUCGGAUGCUGCCAAUUCAAAGAUUGAAAGGGAAACCAGAAAAUGCUUUUGAGAGGAAGGCAGCUGAUUUGCUGGCAGAUUUGUGGCCUUCCAGCGUUUUUGGAGCACGAGAUCUUAGACCCUCAGAGAGCAUGUUGGCACACAUCCAGCCUCAGCGGGUGUCUGCUGUUCCUAGACAAAGCCCAUCCACUCAGGCUCCUCCUGUUUUGGGGAGCACAGCUCUGCGUGGCCCUGCUUUUACCCUCUCCACCCGGUCCAAAAUAACAGAGAGAAAUAGUGGGGCCUCUGUCCCUGGGAACCUGGGGACCUAUUAUGAUAUGUCAGCCAAGUUUUCCCUGACACCCCAAGUUCUGACUACUGCAGGUGUUCCCACAAAGGAAGAAUUCUAUAGUACCAGCCCUCCCACCUUCUCUACCUCUAAAGAGCCCCGAGGAGAUGUGUAA
Talpa occidentalis (Iberian mole) is the source of this 1383-nucleotide messenger RNA. RefSeq names its product protein phosphatase with EF-hand domain 2 (gene PPEF2). NCBI's taxonomy places the organism in Eukaryota, Metazoa, Chordata, Mammalia, Eulipotyphla, Talpidae. Gene Ontology annotation, biological process: negative regulation of MAPK cascade. Gene Ontology annotation, molecular function: Hsp90 protein binding; protein serine/threonine phosphatase activity. The record is from RefSeq and is a predicted model, not a curated record. Gene Ontology annotation, cellular component: nucleus; cytosol.